AUGUCUCGCUCCUUAAAAAAGCCUUUAUACGUUAAUGAAAAAAUCCAAGUUAAGGUGGAAAAAGCCAAUCAGUUAGGAAAAAAAAUAGUCUUUAAGGUUUGGGAUAGGGCUUCAACUAUUACUCCGGAAAUGAUUGACCACACUCUCCUUAUUCAUAAUGGGAAAAAUUUUCUUAGUCGUAAGGUUACUCAAGGUAUGGUGAAGCACAAAAUUGGGGAAUUUGCCCCCAGCCGUAAAAAGGGUGAGCAUGAAAAGCGACAACUAACCAAAGAAGAAAAACAAUUAGCUGAUGAAAGGCAGAUUGCUCGGGCUUGUGCAGAAUAUGUUCGUGAAACAAAGUUGUUUCGUGAUCUUGGAGGGAUUAGUGAUAAAUCAAGAGCAAUUGUUAUUGAUCAAAGAUUAAAACUUCUUACAAUUGUUCACGUCCUUUCUGAUCCCAAAAAAAGAAAAAGAUAUGAUGAAUACUUGAAUAAAUUUGGGAAUGACGAACAGUUUGAGCCAGAUUUUGACGUCAAUAACGUAAAUAAUUGGCCUCCCGCUCGAGAAAAAAUUAACGAAUGA
Racocetra fulgida is the source of this 561-nucleotide messenger RNA. The record is from the annotation of a GenBank genome assembly. NCBI's taxonomy places the organism in Eukaryota, Fungi, Glomeromycota, Glomeromycetes, Diversisporales, Gigasporaceae.